This is a messenger RNA of Pyricularia pennisetigena, 270 nucleotides long. RefSeq lists its product as uncharacterized. Lineage: Eukaryota; Fungi; Ascomycota; Sordariomycetes; Magnaporthales; Pyriculariaceae. The record is from RefSeq and is a predicted model, not a curated record. Bases 1 to 270 code for a protein of 89 amino acids. The transcript is spliced from 2 exons.
AUGUUUCCGGGGCCUACUUGCGAUGCGAUUGUUUUGCUCCUCUCGAGAGUCUGCCCACCGCAGCUGUUUGGUUCUGGUGGUUCGCGGCAAAACCACUGUUUUCGGGGUUAUUGGUCGGAUGUAUGCUGUGCGCAGGUGGUGCCCGUUCUUGCGGACCACUCAAUAGCGUUGGCUCGCGGUGGUUGUGUUUCUCGCCCCACCUGCGCGCUUCGAAUCUCAAACGCUCCCAUUCAUGUAUUCGCCUUCGCUGUGAUGGGGAGCGAAUACUAA